Molecule: messenger RNA, 4199 nt
Organism: Lethenteron reissneri (Far Eastern brook lamprey)
Lineage: Eukaryota; Metazoa; Chordata; Hyperoartia; Petromyzontiformes; Petromyzontidae
Gene: LTA4H
Product: leukotriene A4 hydrolase
Biological process (GO): leukotriene biosynthetic process; proteolysis; peptide catabolic process
Cellular component (GO): cytosol; nucleus
Molecular function (GO): aminopeptidase activity; metallopeptidase activity; zinc ion binding
Source: RefSeq, a predicted model, not a curated record
AGCGACAAGGAAGUGGCUCAGCAGUCGCAGCAGCAACAGCAGAUACAGCAGCAGCAGUAGCAGCAGCUACAGCUACUAAAGCAGCAGCUACAGCAGCAGCAGCAACUACAGCAGCAGCAGUCGCAGCAGCAGCAGCUACGACUACAGGAACUAACUACAGCACGACCAAAAGAGCCAUGGACCCCAGCUCUCUGUCCCAGGAGCCCGGCCUCGCCCAGCGCCACCUCUCGCUGAGUCUGCACGUCGACUUCUCGUCGCACGUCCUGCGCGGGGUCGCCUCUCUGCGCCUGCUCGCCCUGAGUUCCGCUUCCUCGCUGGUGCUGGACACGCGUGACCUGAAGAUCCUCAAGGUGACGUCCAGCAAUGGCCCCGCGACCUUUGCCAUGGGAGCGGUGCACAAGACGCUGGGCUCGGCGCUCGAGAUCACGCUCCCUUCGCCCGUCGAGAAGGGGCAGGAGGUGACCGUAGACGUGGAGUACGAGACGGCGCCGAGUGCCUCGGCCCUGCAGUGGCUCACGCCCGAGCAGACCGCGGGGAAGCAGCACCCCUACCUGUUCAGCCAGUGCCAGGCAAUUCACUGCCGGAGCAUGGUCCCUUGCCAGGACACCCCGUCGCUAAAGUUCACCUACGAUGCCAAGGUGUCUGUGCCCAAGUCACUGGUGGCUUUGAUGAGUGCCCUGUCCGAUGGCAGUGAGCCUGACCCCACCAAUGGAGAGUUCACCGUCCACAAGUUUAAGCAACCAGUGCAGAUACCCAGUUACCUCAUUGCCCUGGUGGUCGGAGCCUUGGAGAGCAGGGAAAUAGGCCCAAGGAGCAAGGUGUGGUCUGAGAAGGAGUUUGUGGAGCAGGCUGCUUCGGAAUUUUCUGAGACGGAGACGAUGCUGACGACGGCGGAGGAGCUGGUGGGGCCGUACGUGUGGGGCCGCUACGACCUGCUCGUGCUGCCGCCCUCCUUCCCGUACGGCGGCAUGGAGAACCCGUGCCUCACCUUCGUCACGCCCACCGUGCUGGCUGGAGAUAAGUCGUUGGCUGGAGUGGUUGCCCAUGAGAUCUCUCACAGCUGGACUGGCAAUCUGGUGACCAACAAAACUUGGGAGCAUUUCUGGCUCAAUGAAGGACACACGGUCUACUUGGAGCGCAUGAUCGCCGGCAAGAUGUUUGGAGAGAAGACCAGGCAGUUCUUCGCCAUCGGGGGCUGGAAAUCCCUCCAGGAGUCGGUGGACACGUUUGGGCCGGAGCACGGCUUCACCAAGCUCGUGCCGGUGCUGGACGGCGUCGACCCGGACGACUCCUUCUCCACCGUGCCCUACGAGAAGGGCUUCGCUCUGCUCUACCACCUGGAGCAAGCGCUCGGCGGGCCCGAUGUCUUCAUUGGCUUUGUGAAGGCUUACAUUGAAAAGUUUGCUUACAGCACUGCCACAACGGAGCAGUGGAAGGCGUUCCUCUUCGAGUACUUCAAAGACAAGGCCGAUGUUCUCCAAGCUGUGGAUUGGAAGGCAUGGAUUUAUUCUCCAGGAAUGCCACCUGUGAAGCUCCAAUACGACACCACCCUUGCAGAUGCUUGCUCUGCGCUGGCGGCACGGUGGAGCCAGACAAAAGAUGCGGAUCUGGCCUCUUUCAAUGCUGACGACUUGAAGGACUUCUCCUCCAAUCAGAAAGUAGAAUUCCUGGCACUUCUUUUACUGCAGCCCGCGCUGCCCGUUAAGAGCUUGCAGCGAAUGGAGGAGGUGUACAAGCUGAACUCCGUCAAGAACUCGGAGAUCAGAUUCAGGUGGCUCCGCCUGGGCCUUCGCGCACGCUGGGAGGAGGCCAUCCCGCUGGCACUACGGAUGGCGACCGAGCAGGGCCGCAUGAAGUUCACUCGCCCUCUGUUCAGGGACCUGUUUGCGUACGACGCCGCCCGUGGGAGAGCCAUCGCGGCGUUCCAGGCGGCGCGGGCGACCAUGCACCCGGUCACCGGCACGCUGGUGGCUAAGGACCUCAAUCUCUUGGUGCCCAACUGAGACCUCGCACACGCACACACACACACGCAUGCACUCACACACAAAGAUCCCCUUCGUAGCCUUCACAGACUGUUGGGGCAAGUGCUUUAAGGGAGUAGCACUGUGGCACACGAGGAGGUAGGUGGGGGGUUGCCAGCACCGCGCCUGGCCACCCACUGUCUCCCAGGUGGAUGUGUUCACACACUGCACCAGGUCCUCAUUUGAAGAUGAGUUGACCUAGGGGAGAAUCGUGGCUGGUUCAGAUAAUCAUCACUGGUGUUGGCUGUGAGCGGGAAGUGAAUUCGGGCCUCUGGGUUAAUAGCGCAGCACGCUAACCGCUUUACUACCGCACCCCACUACAUACACACAUUCACUCCGAUAAGCACGGUUGGCUACGUACAGUGCAAAAGAAGUUCAACAUACAUUCAACAUACAUGCAACAUACGUACAUACACAACAUGCACACAUCUUCCUUCACAAACACAUACACACAUUCACACAUGUACUCACACACAUAUACACUCACACAUACAUGUACACAUGCGUUUAGACCCACAUUCGUACGUGAAGAUCUGCCUCUUAGACUUGUAUGUGGUCAGGAUAAGCCCCGUUAGUGAGCACCUAUUAAGGCAGCACAGCACAGGAGGGGGGAUGGUGUGGCCAGUAUCACCAGCACCUUUGUCUUCUCAGUGCUGGUGCUGACCACACUGUUCUCGGUAAAUAUUUCGGGCAGAGCUCGGCUCGGGGAAGCUCGGGGCAAGUUCAGAGGCGUGUUGCUGGUGUGUGCAUGGCCAGGAUUUGAACGCAAAUCACCGGGAUUGUAGUGCAGUGUGCUGACCACGAGACCGCAACUCCCAUUAACACAAAGACAAAGAUUCCCCGUAUAGCCUUCAACAGCCUUUUGGGGCAGGUGCACAGUUUUCCCUCUCCACAUUUAGAAAUGUGCAUUGAGAGUAUUUGGCUGCUAUAAAUUUGCACGCGAUAAGCCACUUCGUUGGGCUAUCAUUGGUGGCCAGGUCGCUUCUGACAAAUAGCUGUAUAGCUCAGUGAGUUUUAGUUUAACGCAAAAACAAAGAUCACCCGUAUAGCCUUACCAGACUGUCGAGGCAAGUGCUGUUAGCGAGCACCUAUGAAAGCCGAAACGGUACACGAGGGGGUGGGUGGCCAGCACCACACCUUUGUCUCCCCAAUGGCGAUGUUUACACACCGCACCAGGUUCUCAUUUGAAGCUGAGUCGAUCUAGGGAAGGCCCAGGACCGGUUCAGAUAAUCGUCACCGGUGUAGGCCGUGAGCGGAAAUCGAACCCAGGUGGCUGGGUUCAUAGUGCAGCGUGCUAACCGCUACACUACCGCUCCCCACACACGUACACCCACCCACCUACACCCACACACAGCCACACGUACCCGAACAAAGACAAAUGCAACCAGGAUUUACAAAUGUUUUUAUGCAGCUUUGAGUUAACUAAAAGAAAAAGCUUUACAUAAGACAUCGGUGUACUAUGCUUGUUUGCUAUAACGGCUAAUCAAAACCAUGGAAUGAUUGAAUUGUCACAAAAGUUGAUUUUACCUGCAUAUCCUUUCUAUUAAUGAUACACGUUACAGUCGGAAUGGGAACGUUAGAAUUUAACCAGCACAGCGGUGCAUUAUUCUCUAAUCGUUUUGCAAGACCGCGUGUACAGAAUCGGUGUUUACUGGCUGUGGGUUGCAAUUGAUUUUUCCCGAAGGCUCCGAAUGUGUGUAUAUGGCUACAUGCAAUCAGAAUAACAUUAUACGCGAGUGCAAUCUGGUGGUGACUUCAAUUGCAAGAACAAAAAUCGACGUUAAUAGACACGACAUGGUGUGACCGCAUUUUAAGACGCUUUGGCAACUGCUCUAAGUCAUCCAAACGUCGGAGGCAAGUCCCGGCGUCCGGCAGUAUCGCCAUUCUAACCGCACUUCGCGAGUCGCUGUGCCUCGCACAAUGACGGCUGUCCAGUGUCCACCCGGUGGGUCGUUCUGACCUGGCGGAGUUGGUAGAGAAGUGCAUGCAUGGAGCGAGCGCCGAGGCGAAAAUUACUCGCGAGCCACUUGACUGAUGGAGCAGGGAAAGACUUAAUAAUCGUGAUGGUGGGAUUCAAACCUUCUUCCACGAAGGUGUUUGUAACGAUGUUUAAAGGUCGACGUCUUGGGACGUGGACUUCGGCAACAAAUAAAAGAGCUUUUCCAUUUUCGAAUUGCA